Dovyalis caffra is the source of this 891-nucleotide messenger RNA. NCBI's taxonomy places the organism in Eukaryota, Viridiplantae, Streptophyta, Magnoliopsida, Malpighiales, Salicaceae. The record is from the annotation of a GenBank genome assembly.
AUGACUCGAACAAUGGAGUGGGCUGCAAGAGGGAACCACAUGAGAGGACUACCAAGAAAGAUGGUGAUUAUGGCUGUUGGGGCAUUUGCAAAGGCAGUUGGCAAUCUUUUUAACACCACUACAGUCCAUAAUGCUGAUACACUGAUCAAUCUUGUUCGAUCUAGACCCCCUGGGGUACCCCUUAUCACUGUUAGCAAUCACAUGUCCACGUUGGAUGAUCCAGUGAUUUGGGGGUUCAAAAGGUUUCCUAUAUUUGAUCCAAAUUUGGCUAGAUGGGCACUUGCAGCUGAAGACAUUUGUUUCAAGAAUCCAUUGCUGUCUUAUUUUUUCCGUGUUGGGAAAUGUAUACCUAUUACAAGGGGUGGUGGAAUCUAUCAAGAGCACAUGAAUGAAGCUCUUGAGCGGUUGAGUGGUGGAGAAUGGCUACAUACAUUUCCUGAAGGAAAAGUGUCUCAAGAAGAUGUCCCUAUUAGACGACUGAAAUGGGGAACUGCUAGUCUCAUUGUUCGUUCCCCUAUAACUCCAAUAGUCCUGCCCAUUGUUCAUCGUGGUUUUGAGGAGGUGAUGCCUGAGAAUUUUUGGUUUGGAAGAAGGCCUCCUUUUCCAUUGUGUAAUAAGAGAAUCAACAUAGUUAUUGGUGAGCCUAUGAAAUUUGACUUUCCUAAAAUGAGACAAAUGGCAAUUUCAAUGUCUUGUAACUUGCCAAAUAAUAGCAAAGGAUGGCCCAGCCUUUCCCCAUAUGGAUUGGAUGAAGCAGCGCAGAGAUGUCUCUACAUGAUUAUUUCAGAUCAGAUUCAUACUGCCAUGGAGAGCUUAAGGAGUUUAAGUAAAAAGUUCUAUGAAGCAAAAUCUCUAAAAUCUGGGGACCUUGAAGAGGAGAGAACCUCUUAG